CUGGAGGAUGCAGGAGCGGAGGCUGUAGUGUGCGCUCGCUGGCGGCCGGGCCCAGGGCACCCGUGCGAGGGGGGAAAUGCACCUGCUGCUGCUCUUCCCCCUCCUCUUCCGGCUCUCAGGCUCAUCAGGUGUCAUCAUGGGUCCAGAAGAAGCGAGAGGCCCUGAGCGGGGCUCGCUGACCGUGCAGUGUCGCUAUGUCCCACGGUGGGAGAAGCACGUGAAGUACUGGUGUCGAGGAUCUGAUUUCAGUAUCUGUAGGAUCCUUGUUAGAACCGCGGGAUCAGAGCAGGAGGUGAAGAAGGACCGUGUGUCCAUCAGGGACAAUCAGACCAGCCGUGUGUUCACCGUGACCAUGGAGAAGCUCAGGCGGGAGGAUGCAGACACUUAUUGGUGUGUGAUUGAGAGAGUCGGAUCUGAUCAUGGCGCCCCAGUUAAAGUGACCGUUGGCCCACGUAAGAGAGUGUGUGUGUGUGGCUGUGUGGCUUCAGGGCCUGCUCUGUCCUGGUCCCUGGAGGUCCCUUUCAGGGACUGUGCUCACUCAGAGGGAACUGUCCCAGAGGGUGGUUGAGUCCUGAGGUCUCACGGACCCCGCUGCUCAUGUGGGCUCGGAGGGGCAGGGCUUCUCUUAGCGGCUCUCGGGCUCUGGGGGCUACUCCAGGACGGGGCCAGGCCUCUCUGGGCAACUGAGUUUCUCUGCCCAGCUCUGGGCCUGACCUGUUGCCCAGAGAGAUCACAGUGACGGCCCCCGGUUCAGCCUGGGGGCCAUAGGGACCCUCCUUGGUGGGACCCAGAGAUCCCAGUUCCUUCCAGUGCUGCCCUGGGACCUCUGGUGUCCAGGUGUCCCUGCGGUCUGUGGAGUUUGGAGUCGGGACUCACAGCUGCUGAUCCCGUCCCUGGUUCCACAGUUGGGGUGCUGUCCCCAGUGCCUGAGGUCUGGAGAGGCCUCCACAGUCAAGGAAUUGCAUUCUGGGAGCCUGUAUUCCAUUCAUGAGCUGGGUAUGCACCUGGGCUUAAGACAGUGUCUUUCUAAGUCCUAGAGGCUGACUCUUCUGAGAGUAUCUUGGUUUGAACAAGCUCAUCUGAUGGGCUCUGCUUCUGCUGACCCUCGGACAGCCAGUGUCAGCUCACCGGGCAUUUAUGGGGGCAGCCAAGGGACACACUCCACAGAGUCCCCACCACACCGGAACCUGGGGGGGGCGUUACAGUUACAGAGUGCCUCACACUCGUUGUCUCAUGGAUUCCUGACUGUGUAUCCAAGCAGGAACUAUUUUAGUUGUAGAGAUGUAAUAGCUUGUUCGAUGUAGAGGCUCCUCCUGAACACUGUGGUUUUGUUCAGGGCUGGUCUUGACCUUGGAGUCUCUUGGGUAUAUUAUCCCCCAGGCAGCCCCCCUCCUGCCCCAUCCAUACUGGAUAAAUCAGACAGGGGAGAAUUGGGCCUGAGUUGUGUCCCAUGCAGCACGCCCUCUUGGACCAGCGCCCAGACACAGCACCUUCUGAGGCCCUGAGUCUGCCAGAGGCCGAGGGGAUAGGGGUGGUCCGGGCUCCGGGCCCCUCCCAUGGCCCUGCUCCAGGCUCCUGAGCCAGGGCAGCCCCCACGCCUCCAGGCUGAGAGCCACGUGCAGGGCUGGGGGAGGGGGCAGGCAGGGUGAAGUGUAAUAUGUUCUUUGUGCCAAGCAACGACUACAGUGUCGACCACCAUCCCCACCACCACGU
Messenger RNA from Phyllostomus discolor (pale spear-nosed bat), 1713 nucleotides. RefSeq names its product CMRF35-like molecule 1. The transcript has 2 exons. Gene Ontology annotation, cellular component: plasma membrane. The coding region runs from base 77 to 568 and encodes 163 amino acids. The record is from RefSeq and is a predicted model, not a curated record. Gene Ontology annotation, molecular function: transmembrane signaling receptor activity. NCBI's taxonomy places the organism in Eukaryota, Metazoa, Chordata, Mammalia, Chiroptera, Phyllostomidae.